GUCGCCGCCUUGCAAAUCGCCUGCCAUAAAAGCGUGGGUGCACAGGUAUCUUUCAUGAAGAGGAUCGAAUUGUUGAUUGAAUGGACAUGAGCACGAAAGAGACCACACGGUCUCUUUGGAAGCAGAUCGAGAACAACCGCAUCAAAUCCAUCAGCGGUCGGUACUUCGUGCCUCGUUCUAGUCUCACCGCCAUCUUCACGCCGCUCGCAAUCUCAAAAGCCGUAGCAGAGCUAGAGUGCGAACCUGAAGACCGCAUCGGCCUCUCAAAGGAUAUCCACCAGGAUGGCAUCAUUACGUUCGCCAUUCUUGUCUGGAUGCAUCAAGAGGAGGCUAUCGUCAAAUUUCGUCGCCACCGCUGCCUUGAUUCCCAUGGUCCAUUGGACCCUAGCACCGCCAUUAGUAUCGCGCCUGAUUUUGGGAACACAUUCAGUAGAGAAGUACAAUUGGAAUUUCGACCACACUUUUUCCACCGUGGCGAAGACGUCGAGUUCGAUCAAUUAGAUAUCCUACCCUUUAUUGGAGUAGGGAAGGAACAGAAAGGGGGCGGGUACGGGGAGAUUACUGAACUAGCUGUCCAUUCAUCGCUUCAAGACUUUUAUCCUGACAAGGGCGUCGCGAUUGCUAUUAUCCGGAAGACCCUCCGUCUUGAUGCUUUCAAGUCUGAAGACAGCCGAAGGGCCGCCUUCAACCAAGAAAAGCGCUGUCUGAUGCUAUUCAAUAACCCUCAGCAUCCCAACAUUGUCCCACUCCUAAGUGCUUACGUUCAUGGCAGCGAUUAUUGCCUAGUGUUUCCCCGUCUCGACAUGGAUCUCGCAGGUUUCUUCAACAAGCCGACUCGGCAUGGCCACUUUCAAUGGGACUACACCUUUUUCUCCGCUCUGCAUGGGUUGUCCUCAGCACUCAGUAGGACGCACAAUAUUUACAUCCCAACCGAAAUCGAUGGGCCAGGUAUAUCACUCGUUGGAUAUCACCACGACUUCCGUCCUGCCAACAUCCUUGUGAACGAGGAAACCUUCCUGCUGGCUGACUUCGGUAUGGGCCGGGUUAAGGGCGAAGGAGAAGAUUCGAGGACUACAUGGAAGGCUGGCGUCGGCAGUUAUCUCGCUCCAGAAUGCAUGGAUGAAAGGUUCAUCGAACAGGAUGUUGGCAGAGCGGUCGACGUCUGGGCAUUUGGAUGUCUGACGGCUGAAUUAGCGACUUUCAUGACCUAUGGGCCAGACGGCUUGAGCGAAUUCCGCAAGAAAAAAAAAUCGACCCGAGAUCAGAUGCCUAACUGUACCGACAGCUACUUCCACGGCCGUGGAGAGGUCAAGGAAUCGGUGAGGGAGUGGCUCGACUUCUUGAAGUCAGACGGUCGUGUUGCCGCAGUCGACCUACACCUCCAUAGGCUGAUCUUCUCCAUGUUGGUGCCAGCCGAUGUGCGACCAGAUAUCGCCUCUAUUUGCAAGCAGCUUAGUCAAAUUAGCCUAAAGGCGCAUUUCCUUGCCGCUCUAGAUCUCUUCCAUUCUCUACUCGACGAGGCACGAGGUCCCACACCAAGGCCUUUGAUGAAGCUUUGGUUCGAAAGGGAACGAAUGAAAGCCUUUGGCAGAGUUUCAUGUCUCAAUGGCACCACCAUUGAUGAUCCCGUACUUGAAACCGUCUGCAAUCAUGGCGAGACCUGCAUCAAGACUUUAUUAAAGCUAUGUCAUCAACUCAGGGAGGUGGGAGCCGGACCUAGUUCGCCGGGACAGACUGUGAACAAUAGCCAUUACCAAGCUCAAGUACUUCAAGUCACACAACCUCAAAACGCGCAUCCUACAGUACAUGGCUCAAAAAUGCUCUGGGAGGCGUUUAGGGUCCGCGUCCAGAGUCUCGUGGAUGACCUCUGGGCAACGCUCCCAGAGACUGAGCUGAGGACAGCUGAGAUGCUGUGGGUACGCUCAAUGCUGAUGGAUCAAGAUAGCACGCAGUGGCUUAACGAUUUGGGAAACGCGCUAAAUACAGAAAACCGCCCUAUUUACCAACGAGGAGCCGCCAUGGCCAUUAUGAGGAAGAUUCGUCUGGAGUUCACCAAGAAUGAGGCUAGUGACAUAGAUCUUCAAAACCUCAGAACUAUCCACACGAAGGUCGUCAAGUUUGGGAAGUUUUCUGGUCACGAGUUGGCCAUCUUAGAGAAUGUUCCAAGCUCUGAAGGAGUACCAGUUCUAGUCGAGACAAUGCACUACGACCCCAGUUGGGAGAAAGUCCCGCCGACGGAGAGAACGAUCAUCAUGGCUGACAAGGCCAAGGGCUUUGGCGUACAACCAAAGCCGCGUGAUCUCAGAUUGUUGAACUGUCUGAAGUUUUUUGAAGUGGAAGACAAGAAUCGAACAGGUUACGCAUUUGUCUACCAAGUGCCACCCAUCCAACGUGGGAUGCCAGAUAUAUCGGCUCGCGAGUACACCAUUACCACUCUACUAGAACUACUAAUGAUCUCGGCCAAGCUGGCGAAAGAUGAUCCAAGCAUGAGCCAGAUUUUCCAGCCCCUGCUGGGCCAUAAGUUCCGGUUGGCUAGCAUGCUCGCUAGCAAUCUCUAUGCCUUCCAUAGUAUCGGAUGGUACCACGAGAACUACCACUCUAACAAUGUGGUGUUCUUCAACGCCUCGCAUUAUUUAACCGAUGGUGGCGACAGUUCUAGACGGAGUGGUAAGGGUUUGAUCAUCAGCCCGCAGCGAGGUAAGGUUCUCCUUGAGCCUUAUGUGGUAGGGUUGAAUAAGAGUCGACCUGGAGGAGAGGCUUGGCACACGCAAGGACCGUCGCUUGACACGGAGUUUGGAGACUACCAGCAUCCCGCUUACCGGCAAGCCACGAAGCACUACCGCAACGGGUACGAUUACUACUCACUCGGAGUGAUGUUGCUCGAGAUUGGCCUGUGGAUGCCGCUCCGGGCGUGGGCGAAGGGCGGUGAGAGAGGCAUAAAUCGUACGCUCAGCCCCGGCCAGCUUCGCGAUCUCCUUUUGUCGCGAUACGUGCCCCGUCUUGCUCCGAGGAUGGGGCAAUCGUACCAUGAUGUUGUGCAGUUGUUGUUGAGCGACGUGCUCGAUCCAUCUUCGGCGAUGGAGACGCCAGAUCCCGCUAUCGAGACUGUUGUAUUCGGGAAAUUCUUCGAUUCUGUUGUAUAUCCGCUUUCUCGGUUGGCGGAUGCGCUAGUAUAAGUAUCAGCUUGUGCGUGGAUCUGCCUUCAGACGCUCCCCAGCUUCCUUUCUUCUUCUCGUCACGGGUUUCAAGAUAUUAUCUCUUUAAUAUACAAGCCAAUCUUAGUUCUAAAAACGGGUGUUUCUUUUAUGACAGACUGGGGCUUAAGCUCCUAAUCUAACUAGUUUAUGUAUUAUAAAGGAAUUUUAUUUACC
Molecule: messenger RNA, 3371 nt
Organism: Hyaloscypha bicolor E
Lineage: Eukaryota; Fungi; Ascomycota; Leotiomycetes; Helotiales; Hyaloscyphaceae
Product: kinase-like protein
Exons: 2
Coding region: 81-3176 (1031 amino acids)
Biological process (GO): protein phosphorylation
Molecular function (GO): ATP binding; protein kinase activity
Source: RefSeq, a predicted model, not a curated record